Molecule: messenger RNA, 2477 nt
Organism: Lineus longissimus
Lineage: Eukaryota; Metazoa; Nemertea; Pilidiophora; Heteronemertea; Lineidae
Product: 2-oxoglutarate and iron-dependent oxygenase JMJD4-like
Exons: 7
Coding region: 157-2127 (656 amino acids)
Biological process (GO): protein hydroxylation; positive regulation of translational termination
Cellular component (GO): cytoplasm; nucleus
Molecular function (GO): 2-oxoglutarate-dependent dioxygenase activity; sequence-specific DNA binding
Source: RefSeq, a predicted model, not a curated record
UGGUUGCGCCCAUGAUUGGGAUUUUUGGAAAAAUUUUAUCAAUUUUUUCUCUGUUUUCUUCGCAAAAAAGGCAAAAAAGACAUCGAAACUUGCAUACAGUGUAAGAAGGAUAUCUGAAGCGUAAACUUGGAAACUUUCAGGUGAUGAUAAUUCAACAUGACUCUUGAAGUGGACCCGAGAAGUCGGACUCUCAUUUUAGAUGACUUGGUGGAAGCAAGAAAAAUCAAGUCUGAUUCAAUAGAAUACAUCACUGAACCAAUUAGCUAUUGGGACUUCUUUUCACGAUUCCUUGUUCAGAAUAAACCGUGCGUAUUUGGCCCUGCUGUGACCCAAGAUUGGCUGUGUCGAAAGGAAUGGGUGACUGCUGAAGGCAAGCCAGACUUCGAACUGCUGAAGAGGAGUUUUGGAGAAGCCACAGUCCCAGUAGCCAACUGUGAUGAAGAGAAAUACUCGUCCCACAUCAAGUCUGACAUGUUGUUUGGAGACUACGUAGAUUACUGGAAGGAGUACAUCGAGAAAGGCUACCCUCAACACAUGCCCACGCGGUACUGUAAGGAUUGGCACUUAUCAAGGGCAUUCCCAGACUACAAGUUCUACACCACCCCAUCAUAUUUUGAAUCCGACUGGCUGAAUGAGUUCUGGGACACCUCCAAAGAGGGUGCUGAUGAUUACCGAUUUGUUUACAUGGGACCGAAAGGAACGUGGACGCCUUUCCAUGCCGACGUUCUGAGGUCCUACAGCUGGUCGGCUAAUAUUUGCGGCAGGAAGAAGUGGAUAUUUUUUCCACCAGGUGAAGAGAAAUACUUGACUGACCGGUAUGGCCAGCUUGCUUACGACAUCACAGCAUCAAAGGAGCUAGAGGAUACCUGGAGAUUCCCUCAUGCUGCUGAUCUGAAGCAGAGAUUUGAAGUCUUCCAGGAGGCUGGGGAGAUGGUGUUCGUACCGAGUGGCUGGCAUCAUCAGGUCUUCAAUCUGGAUGACACCAUUUCAAUCAACCACAACUGGAUGAACGGCUGUAACAUUGACGUCUGCUGGGAUCACGUCAGAAGCAACUUGGAGAAGGUUAAGGAGGAGAUUGAGGAUUGCCGACCCAUGAUGGACCUCGAGGACGAAGAUGGAGGGGAGUUCUCGGACAAAUGUCAGGUUAUACUCAAGGCAGCAAGCGGUAUUGACUACUGCGAGUUCUUCAAUUUCAUCCACUGUAUCGCUUGUCAUCGCAUGAAAAUUCUGCGGAACUUCAGACUUCGAAAUGAUCCAGAUUCAGCUCAGGGAGAUGUUACGUUGGAGGAGUCAUCUAGUAGUUGCGAUGAACUAAGCUAUUGUGAAGGUUGUUCAGAUUGUGAAGACCAGAUUAAUCCUGGCGAAAAUCUUCAUGACUUUUCUGACUCAGAAUGUGAUUUUUCUGGCAGUGAUAUUUCUGAUGGUGAAAGAGAGACAAUGAAGAUAUUAAUGGAUCUGGAGAGAGAAGAUCUUGCUGCGGAGAAUGACAAAACAAGCUGUGGUAGAUCUGAUAUUGGUGACAAGAAACCGUCUGAAAUUGCUUCAGAAUCUAAAUCAGUCGCCAUUGAAAUUCCCAAAGACAUUGCAGAACAUUCUAUUGUUUCUAUUAACACUACUGAAGUUGCUACUAACAUUUCUACGGUUGUUAAUGAAAAUGACUUGGUUGCUAAGGAAUCUUUUUUGAUUGCCAAGGAACCUGGCAUCAUUGCUAAGGAAAAAAUGUCAAAUGUGGUAGAAGACUCCAUAUCUGUAUGUGAUAUUUCCGAUCCAACAGCUGUGGUUAGUUCAUGUCAAAAAGAAGCUGAUCAUGAUGUCUGUCAACCUUCUGGAACAAAAUGUGAUACAUGUUAUAUCAGCAAUAAAACUAUUGAAGAAUCUCAACGAAACUCAGGGUGCCCUUUUAUUCAAAGUAAAUCUGUCUGUCAAACCUUUGGAUUUUCAUCCGAUGUCAAUGAAGGCAGCUGUAGCCAUUUCAUAUUCGAUAUCAACAGGACUAUUGACGUAAUGGAAGACAUGUUAUUGAAUGAGGACUUCCUUGGUAUGGACGGGUCAUCGCUUGUGGCAGACCCGGAGCAGUUUCUUUGGCACUUGAAACAUUUUGUAAAGCAUUAUUCCUCCAUAAAGUAAAUAGAUUUAUGCGUAUUUAUGACAUCAAGAAUAGAUACAUGUAAAGACUAGUCUUGGUUCAUGGUGAUACAUAUACAUGUACUUAAAAUAGUGUCUUUCAUCAAAUUUCUUCAGAAUUGUUGUUUUUGGUUGUUAAUUCAGAAUUCUUAAUUUUUCUGAUGCUCUUGUUUGAUAACAGUACUGCUAGUAGGUUUAAAAAUGGUUUGAAUGAACAAAUUAGUUAAUUUAUUAAUGAAGUACAGGUAAACUGUUAAGUCACAAAUGUUUUUUAAUCAAUUUGUAAUAUUGACGAAAAUAAGUAUGGUGCUAUUCAUUUUGUACAGUCUGUUCAACAGUGUGAAUAUAUCUGA